This is a messenger RNA of Camellia sinensis, 380 nucleotides long. The record is from RefSeq and is a predicted model, not a curated record. NCBI's taxonomy places the organism in Eukaryota, Viridiplantae, Streptophyta, Magnoliopsida, Ericales, Theaceae.
AUGGCCUUAGACGAUUACAAGGAGCUAGAAGUUGUAGGGAGGAAAUCAAGUAUUGAAGAUUCUAGGUUUACACAACAAGAGCUUCCUGCUUGCAAACCAAUUUUGACUCCUGGAUGGGUCAUCACAGCAUUCAUAUUUGUCGGCAUCAUCUUUAUUCCUAUUGGCCUCGCUUCCUUGUUUGCAUCAGAAAGCGUGGUGGAAAUUGUAGACCGAUAUGACAAGGAUUGUGUUCCUUCAAAUUUUGGCGAUGAUGUGCUUGCAUAUAUUCAAAGCUCCAAAACUAACAAGACUUGCAUCAAAACUUUAACUGUUCCAAAGAAAAUGAAAAAGCCCAUUUAUAUAUAUUAUCAGCUUGACAAUUUCUACCAGAAUCAUCGCCG